AUGCCCCUUUCCGAUGACACUCCCGCGUCUUCCCCUGGGCCUGCCACAUCGCUCGAAGACUCCUUGAAAUACUACAAAGCACAGUACGAAUCAUUGGAAUCUGAGCUGGCAGAAUUCCAGGCGUCGAGUAAAGACCUCGAAGCCGAGCUCGAGAAAGACAUCGACGCUUCUGAGAAACGUGAGCGGCAGCUGAAGGAGAAGGCGGCCAAUCUCCAAUAUGAAGUCGACGAGUGGAAAACCAAAUACCGACAAUCCAAGACCGAAUCCUCCAAUGCCCAGAACGCGCUUCAGAGAGAAAUCACCGAACUGCGCGACACCAACCGGACCCUCACCAUGCGCCUGCGAGACAUCGAGGUUGCUAACGAUGACUAUGAAAAGAAGCAACGCAACACUGAAUCCUCACUGGAAGAUAUGGAAUCCAAGUAUAAUCAAACCAUCGAACGGAGUGUUCUGCUGGAGGAAGAGAUGAGAUCCAACGAGCAAGAACGAGAAGCUCUCAGGAUAGAGGCCCAACGCCUGAGAGACGAACUCUCCGAUCUCAGAGUCGAGGCGGAAAUCACCAAGAACAAAUUGGACCAGGAAAUCCAAAAGUCGUCUCACAUCCGAAAGAACCUCACCUUGCAACCCAUAGCCAUCUCAGCAUCUCCUCGAUCAGAACUGUCCCCGACCACCACCAACGCCUCUUCACCCACAUUCGACACUCCUCCAGCAAAGACAGCAUCCUCCUCGGGCAUUUCUGAUGCCCCAACCCCCCCCUCGCCUCCCAUCUCUGACCAAUCUACAACCACGAAGUCGUCUAUGCCAGCGGCCCUCCCCAAGACCAGGCGCUCUCUAAACGCUCCUUCAAUUCCCCGCCCUUCCAAUGUCACUCCAAAGCCUACCAGCCACGCUCGCGGUACCUCCAUUGCCACGGUGUCCCACUCCAGACCAUCCUCAACCUUCCGUCAGAGCCUAUCGAAACAAACAGCUGGCAUUCCUCGGCCUGCCGGUCUACCACAAUCCACCUCAAUCAUUCAUCUUAGGAAUUUGCGAGGAAAGAUGCAACAACUUGAGGCCCGUGUCCAGACAGCCAGGUCUAAACUCCCUGCUCCCGUGAGUACUCCCCCUCGAAGCUCGCCGAGAAGUGGGUCCGCACUGGGCAACCAUAUCCCCUCUUCUGUCACUGUACGAAACCGCAAGCGGACGAAUGGUAGUACGAUCAGUGGUAUCGAUUCCCUCCCCGAGAAGGCAUCAGUAACACCGUCAAUGCCAAGAACAAAUACCAGUCGAACGUCUUUGCUUCACCAACCCCCAUCUCCGACACGUGGUGAGAUGGCAGCACCACCGCUCCGUCCUUCCAGCAGGACCAGUGGCCUGAUUUCGAGUCGGUCAUCGUAUGCCCCGACGCACAGUCGUCCAGGUAGCCGUGCCAGUGUCUCUGGCUUCCGCGCUCCACUGGGUAACGGAGCCGCUGCAAGCUAUGCACCGAAUGCUUCAACCGAUCGGAUCCGACCCAAGAGCAGUCUUUCCAGUUACGGCUAUGAUGGAACUCUCGACUCAGAGACCAGCGAGCUCUCUGCCCUGUCAGAUUUCAAAGACUCCGUCACUCCCACACCGCGACGAACGACUUUUGCGAAAAGGUCUAGCGAUGUGGGCACAAGUAUUCCCAGCCCGACGAAAAGACAAAGUCUAAAUGCUGCAGGAGGAUUGAGCAAAAUGCCCGCCCUGGCUAGAAGGCAAAGCUCUGGGCAACACCGAGUGGAAAGUAUGGGGGACAUGCGUCCACCGUCACGACAACUGAACAAUGUGCAAGAAGGUUAUGACUUGAAUGAAACGUUUUGA
Exophiala aquamarina CBS 119918 is the source of this 1821-nucleotide messenger RNA. RefSeq lists its product as uncharacterized. Gene Ontology annotation, biological process: centrosome localization; microtubule nucleation; vesicle transport along microtubule. The coding region runs from base 1 to 1821 and encodes 606 amino acids. Gene Ontology annotation, cellular component: kinesin complex; centrosome; kinetochore. The record is from RefSeq and is a predicted model, not a curated record. Gene Ontology annotation, molecular function: microtubule binding. Lineage: Eukaryota; Fungi; Ascomycota; Eurotiomycetes; Chaetothyriales; Herpotrichiellaceae. The transcript has a single exon.